Messenger RNA from Perkinsus marinus ATCC 50983, 915 nucleotides. RefSeq lists its product as hypothetical. The transcript has a single exon. Lineage: Eukaryota; Perkinsozoa; Perkinsida; Perkinsidae. Bases 1 to 915 code for a protein of 304 amino acids. The record is from RefSeq and is a predicted model, not a curated record.
AUGGGCAAGCUGUGGAACACUGGCGAUGUGUAUGUGAAUAUCGCUGAUUACACCAACUAUGACCGUAUUAAUAACCCGGAAAAGCUCCUCCCGUGGAUGAAGGGAUGGAGAAAGCAAACUGGCAAUACUGAAAGGAUUUGGUUGACUUACGGUGACGCGAGCAAAGCGAACAGCAAGGAUAUGAUCAAGUUCGUUGACACCUUUAGUGAAUUCGUACAAAGUUCCAUAUCGGCAGAAGACAUGCGACAAAUUGCUCCAAUUGGUCUGAGUUUCGAUGCCGAGCGCAUGCAGCCGCAAUAUAUUAAGAGAACUUUACUGAAGGCUCAGCAGAUGAAGAAAGAUGUUACCAAGAGGAUGGGCUAUGCCCCUGGUUCUUUGCUUAUUGAUUUCUCUAUCGAGGGUAGGAAUAACACUCUGGGUACUCAGUACAUCAUGCAGUAUGCCGACCAUGCUACGAUGAUGCUCUAUCGUAACGCUAUUGACGGCGACUAUGCAGAUGAUCUCGUUUAUCGUAUGAAUUAUAUGAUGACAGAGCAGUGUGCUGUGUGUACUCAACCAGGAUGGGAGAACUUGAAGGCCAAGAUCACCAUCAUGUUGGAAGGUUCUUGCACUGUUGGUAAAUACUGUCAUAAGCUUUCUAUGUGUGCUUACGAUGCCUCAGCUUAUUCCAACUACACUGGUGGUAUUGAAUAUGCAUGGGAGUUGCUCAACGAGUUGAAGGUCCGUACGGUUGCUGAUGGUAUUCUCACACAAGAGCAGUUCGAUUUUCUCUUCGACAUCCAUGGUUCGUUGUUUGCUAUUCAUGACUGGGAAUGGGUUAGAUGUUAUUAUGGCGAUCAGUUUUCUCGCGAGAUGGGAUAUUCUAACUGUCUUCAUGAAUACCACACUUCCGCGAACAAGUGCCGAACAGAAUGA